Theileria annulata is the source of this 906-nucleotide messenger RNA. RefSeq lists its product as uncharacterized. Lineage: Eukaryota; Apicomplexa; Aconoidasida; Piroplasmida; Theileriidae. The record is from RefSeq and is a predicted model, not a curated record. Bases 1 to 906 code for a protein of 301 amino acids. The transcript has 6 exons. Gene Ontology annotation, cellular component: 90S preribosome.
AUGGCUAUUUCUAACUUGUUCCGCCUGAAUAAGGUCAACGAUAAAAAUAAAUCUAGUAAAAACGUUAAAAAGUUUGACAAAGGAGCAAAAUCUAAACCUAAUAAAAAGGUUGUGCCAUUAAAACAUACUCCUGGACCGAGCUGUAUUGAUAAUUUAAAGGUUUCAGUGGAUUCUUCUCAACUUACUAAAGUUAUUGAAGCUUUUAAGAAAAGAGAAGCUGAUAGUAAUUCAAAUGAAAAGGAUUUAUUAGAUGAAUCUUCGAGAAAAUACGUUUUACUCCAGUUCAGACUCUCGAAACUGCCACCUGAACCACAUGUUAAACCGUUACAAAUACAACUAAAACAUCCUAUAUAUUCUGGAAAAGAAAUAUGUGUUCUGGUAAAAGAUCCACAGAAAACUUGGAAGUCUGUGAUUUUUGACUUAAAAAUACCAGAAAUUAAGAAGGUUAUGGGAGUGGGUAAAUUGCGUAAAAAGUACAAAACAUACGAGGAUAAGAGAGCUUUGUGUAACAGCUUUGACCUAUUCUUGUGUGAUAAAUCCGUAUUGCCUUCGGUUCCGUCAAUUUUAGGCUCGUAUUUUAUCGAAAAGAAGAAAUUACCUGUUGGAGUAAAUUUCUCUAAAAAUAAGAUCAAAAAAUCGUUCCUCACAGCAAUUAACUCAACUUAUUAUAAACUCGCACAAGGAUCAUUCACGUCCGUAAGGGUAGCAACGUACUCGAUGCCAACUGAUCAAAUAGUAGAGAACGUUAUGAAAGUUUUGGAGUCGGUGAAGAAAUUCCAUACUGAACAUGAAGUGUAUAAAAAUCACAUUUGCUCUGUUUUUCUAAAUUGGGGAGGGUCAGACUCACUUCCACUAUACUCAGAGGAACUACUCGAAGUUGAAAAGAUAAAUGAUGCAGCUAAGUAG